CGGCGCCCCGAGCUGCCCGCGCGCUUUCCAGGCGGCGUCGCCUUCCCGCCCGCGCGCCCCAGCGCCCUGCACGCGCCCUCCCGGGCACAGCCCCGCGCCCCGCAGCGCCUCCUCCGCCCACCAUGACUCCGCGAUAACUUUUAUUGCAGCCUGGCUGCUCUCUUGUUUGUGUUUCUUCCCUCUGCUCGGUGCGCGCCGCUGGUGAGGAGAGCUGCAGAGCCAAUGUCCGGCAGCCGAGUCCGCCUGAGCCGUCCCGACGUGAACCUGCGACUCGCUGCUGCGCCUUUACAAUGGCUCUUACCUUGUUUGAUACUGAUGAAUACAGGCCACCUGUUUGGAAAUCUUAUUUAUAUCAGUUGCAACAAGAAGCUCCCCAUCCUAGAAGGAUUACCUGCACGUCUGAGGGAGGAAGCUUUUGCUGAUGCCUAGCCUGACUCUGGGUCAUCGCAACUUGAACGGAUUAUUCUGUGUCCUACACUCUGAGACCAGCAAGAAGAGACACUGUGGCACUGUGUAGCGUUACGUGUAAACACUUCCACCACCACCCCAUGUGGAGAACAGACCAAAAUACUAUGGACGAGAGUUUCAUGGGAUGAUAUCAAGAGAAGAAGCAGAUCAAUUACUGAGUGUAGCAGAGGGAAGUUACCUUAUUCGUGAAAGCCAACGGCAACCUGGAACAUACACUUUGGCUUUAAGAUUUGGAAAUCAAACCAGAAACUUCAGACUCUACUACGAUGGAAAACACUUUGUCGGAGAAAAACGUUUUGAGUCUAUCCACGACCUAGUGACAGAUGGAUUGAUCACCCUUUAUAUUGAAACCAAGGCGGCGGAAUACAUUGCUAAGAUGACCAUAAAUCCAAUUUAUGAACAUAUAGGAUAUACAACUUUAAACAGAGAGCCAACAAACAAGAAGCAUGCAGUUGCUGCGAGAGACACGCUUGAUGGCAAAGAGUCUACAGGAGACAAUGACAUAAUAGAAAAAAGACUGACAUCACUUGUCAGAAGAGCCACUCUGAAAGAAAACGAACACAUUCCAAAAUAUGAAAAGGUUCACAGUUUCAAGGUUCACACGUUCAGGGGUCCACACUGGUGUGAAUACUGUGCCAACUUUAUGUGGGGCCUCAUUGCUCAGGGAGUGAAAUGUGCAGACUGUGGGUUAAAUGUUCAUAAGCAGUGUUCCAAGAUGGUCCCAAAUGACUGCAAACCAGACCUGAAGCAUGUCAAAAAAGUGUACAGCUGUGAUCUCACUACCCUAGUCAAAGCGCACUUCACAAAGAGACCAAUGGUUGUCGACAUGUGCAUUAGAGAGAUUGAAUCUAGAGGCCUCAAUUCUGAAGGACUUUACAGAGUAUCUGGAUUCAGUGACCUAAUUGAAGAUGUCAAAAUGGCGUUCGAUCGAGAUGGAGAAAAGGCAGACAUUUCUGUGAAUAUGUAUGAAGAUAUUAAUAUUAUCACCGGUGCACUUAAACUGUACUUCAGGGAUUUACCAAUUCCACUAAUUACAUACGAUGCCUACCCAAAGUUUAUAGAAUCUGCAAAGACCACAGAUCCUGAUGAACAGCUGGAAAUCCUCCAUGAAGCCCUGAAACUACUGCCUCCUGCACACUGUGAAACACUGCGUUAUCUCAUGGCACAUUUAAAGAGGGUAACACUCCAUGAAAAAGAGAAUCUCAUGAAUGCAGAGAAUCUUGGCAUUGUUUUUGGACCAACACUUAUGCAUGCGCCAGAGAUAGAUGCCAUGGCUGCCCUGAAUGAUAUCCGUUAUCAGAGACUUGUGGUGGAGAUGCUUAUAAAAAAUGAAGAUAUUUUAUUCUGAACUCUGUUUGUGGGUGUGAGUGUGUGUGUCUGUCUUAAAUGGACAUCAACAAACUCCGGAGAUGAUGAAGGAAUGUUUUGAAGUAAUUGAGCCAGCUCCUGUAGCUGAGUUCCUAUUGUGAAGUUUCAGUGUGUGAAAGAUGCUUAUUCUGUGGCUUCUGUGACAUCAUUCAGACAAUGUUGAAAAAUAUUAAUAUACUGUACUUUCCAGUAUUAGAAAUAGUCUGGGUUGUUUCAUCAUACGUAGUACAGGAAAUUCAAGCUUACAUUAUCUGCUUGUUGUUCACCAACUUUUGUGAGGCUUCUACUUACAAAGGACAGUACAGGAACAGCGCAACAUCUGUGAUCUGGGGUAGUCUGUGAUUGUUAGCAUGUUUCUCAAUGUAAAUCUGUUGUGGAUUUCUUUUUAAGUUGGGUAAUUAGUUUCUGAUAUUUCAUGGGGGUGAGGGAAAGCAGAAUGCUGUAAACCAAGACCUCUAAGUAUUCAUUGACAACACCUGUCAUUCUUUUCCUACUUUGAAAGAUAAUUUCUUGUUAAGUUCCAUAACAAUUUUUUUAGUGAUGGAAUAUACUUUCUUCCACCAGAAACAUUCUGAUCGCCAAUUUAAGUAAUGCCUUUUUGUAUGGAUCCAAGUAAACAUGGCAACACCGACUGGCUGAGGAUUGAUUUGUUGUUACUUUAAAUUGUCUUUUUGUAUUUUUAUUGGGCAUGCAUAUUAAUUUAUUAAAGUUUUGCUUUUGAAUCUCAAA
Molecule: messenger RNA, 2565 nt
Organism: Varanus komodoensis (Komodo dragon)
Lineage: Eukaryota; Metazoa; Chordata; Lepidosauria; Squamata; Varanidae
Gene: CHN1
Product: chimerin 1
Exons: 14
Coding region: 593-1816 (407 amino acids)
Biological process (GO): regulation of small GTPase mediated signal transduction; positive regulation of GTPase activity; ephrin receptor signaling pathway
Molecular function (GO): GTPase activator activity; ephrin receptor binding
Source: RefSeq, a predicted model, not a curated record